Molecule: messenger RNA, 876 nt
Organism: Caenorhabditis remanei
Lineage: Eukaryota; Metazoa; Nematoda; Chromadorea; Rhabditida; Rhabditidae
Exons: 5
Coding region: 1-876 (291 amino acids)
Biological process (GO): ribosome biogenesis
Cellular component (GO): ribonucleoprotein complex
Source: RefSeq, a predicted model, not a curated record
AUGAACGAGUAUUUGCACGUACUCUUCGGAAAACUGAUUUCUCAUACUGAGAACAAAUGCGCGCCAUUUAGCGUCAUUGUCCCAAGCAAGAAGGUCAUCAAGAAGAAAGUCGCUGCUGUUCCAGCGCACAUUCGCGCUCAAACUCAAGUGCAAAAGGAGGUGAAAAAUCCACUUUUCGAAAAGAGACCACGCAACUUCAACAUUGGUCAGGAUAUCCAGCCAAAGAGAGAUGUGACUCGUUUCGUCAAGUGGCCAAAGUACAUCCGUCUCCAACGGCAAUCUGCCAUUCUCCAAAAGCGUCUGAAGAUUCCACCAACCAUCAACCAAUUCAGAACCGCCCUUGAUAGCCAGUCCGCUAGACAAGCUUUCAAGCUUCUGGACAAGUACCGCCCGGAGUCUAGCGAAGCCAAGAAAGAACGUCUUCGCGCUCGUGCUGAGGCUCGCGCUGCUGGAAAGAAGGAGGAGGUCACCAAGCGUCCAAACACUGUUCGCCACGGAGUCAACACCAUCACUCGCCUUGUUGAGACCCGCAGAGCUCAAUUGGUUCUUAUUGCCCACGAUGUGAACCCAGUCGAGAUUGUUCUCCAUCUUCCAGCACUCUGCCGCAAGUACAACGUUCCUUAUGCCAUCAUUAAGGGAAAGGCUUCCCUCGGAACCGUAGUCCGCAGAAAGACCACAGCUGCUCUUGCUCUCGUUGAUGUCAACCCAGAGGACAAGUCUGCCCUGAACAAGCUCGUCGAGACUGUUAACAACAACUUCAGCGAGCGCCAUGAGGAGAUCCGCAAGCACUGGGGAGGAGGUGUCAUGUCUGCUAAGUCUGACGCUCGCAAGCUCAAGCUCGAACGUGCUCGUGCUCGUGAUCUUGGAAAGCUCUAA